Daphnia pulex (common water flea) is the source of this 1297-nucleotide messenger RNA. RefSeq lists its product as uncharacterized. Lineage: Eukaryota; Metazoa; Arthropoda; Branchiopoda; Diplostraca; Daphniidae. The transcript has 5 exons. The coding region runs from base 146 to 1162 and encodes 338 amino acids. The record is from RefSeq and is a predicted model, not a curated record.
UGUUAAAAUUGUAGUUGUCCGUUCCAUUUUUACUACGCUACUAGUCCGUCUUGUUUUCCUGUCCGUCUCUCUCCGCCGAUUCAUUCACGUUAGAACGAAUCACAUUUCAAAUUUGGAUAGAAGAAAAAAGAGCCGAAAAUUAAAAAUGGCUCACUACCCAAAAUUGAAAAAGAAAUUGGGUUUAAUCGGAGCAUUUUGUUUAAUCGUCUGGGCAACCUUCAUCCUGGCCAUGCAGUUGUACGUGUUCGGCUACUACAGCAAACUGUACGGCGAGGGGACGGGCGACCGGAAUUGGAGCGACGCUUACACGGGCAUGGUGUUGGCCAACAGCGCCGCCAGCCUUUUCUUCGGACUCUAUUACGUCAUCGUGUUCGCCGAGAAGGCAACAACAACCAAGAUGUUGUUGUGGGGAAUGAUCAUGGCCGUCAUCGGGUCUUUUGCAGCCGCUGGAUCGACCGUUCUGGCCGCCCUGGAAGCCGAUUGGGUCCAGGUAUCGGCCAAUGUCGACUCGUCCCACCCGUGCAGAUUUUCAAACGAAUCCCAGGCCAACCCCAUUUACCCAUCGGAAUUGAUUUGCACCAACUGGUUCGCCCUGGAAGUGACGGUGGCCGUCCUGAGCGGCCUGGCCUUUAGCGAGUACAUCUUCAUCGGCAUAGUCAUCUUCCUGGGAAUGUCGGCCGCUAAAAGUUUCACAGACAACCUGGACUCGCCCAUCAACAAGUCCCUGGAUCCCAUCAUCCCCCAGGCCCGCAUCGGCACCACCACCAACAAUAACAACAACAUCAACAACCCGCAAAAUCUGGCCGGAAAGGACGGCCCGUACAAUGCCUAUAACUAUUCACCUCCGCCCAGCGCCAAACCGGCCCCUAGCCAACAAAGUUACGACGAUUUGAACCCUCAAUACGGUUAUCAUUUGCAGCAGUUGUCUCUGCAGCAACAACACCAACAACAACAACAACAGCAGCCGAAACCACCCACAGCGCCCAGUGUCUACCACCAGCCCGUCCGAGAAGCUCCGGCCGUUCCGUCCAGUGCCAACAACAACGUCCCACCGAUGAAUCGAGGCCGGCUCCAGGUCCUCCACAAUCAGCGACAACGUCCAGCACCGCCACCGGUGCCGGCCAAGCCCAGCGCCAACAACAGCAACCUCUACCGCUAUUAAUUCAAAUCCAACCCAAUAAUUUACCAGAAUGAAUUAAUUAUCCAAGUUAUUUUUGACUUGACCAUUUUUUCUGUUUCAUAAAAAUGGCCGGCCCACUUGAAAAGAAUUUCAAAAUAUACAACCAAAAGAUUGAAA